AUGGUGCUGAGGUCAGCAUGGUUUCGUGGUUCGCAAGGUAUGGAAGGUAUACAAAUGGAAGUGAAGAAAUUAGACCAACAAUCGCUGUUGUUUUUGGAAAGGGAGUGUUUGACAAGCCUUUGCAAGCGUGCCAAGAAGAAGCGCAAUAGGGAAGCUGUCCACAAAUGGCGAGAGAAUGGGUCCAAGUCAAUAGUGUUGGACGUGUUGACGACUUUGCAGUAUGUUGCCCUUCGUCCCCCUUGCCCCCUUGCCCCCUACAACAUGCAAAUUCUAGACUCCUUCUCGCCCACAAAACUAACACAAAGCUUCAAUCAGCCGCCAGCGGCAUAUCCUUCCCAAAGCAGAACAACCAACACUCUCACUAUGUCCAACAUGCCUACCACGCUCCUCGAUCUGUCCGACGAGCUCUUGGCACACAUCUGCAGCUAUGCCAUGAUCUCCCUCGCCGCCGAUGAUAAUAAUAAUAAUAAUAAUAACAACGAUGACAAUAAUACUUCAUCUUCCCCCCAAACCAGCAACCCAACAACUCCAUCCAACCCUCGCCCCAAAUUCCCCACCCCCAUAAACGGAGUCAUCACCGAACAAAUUUCCAAGCGCCUCCGCCAUCUCCUCCAACCCUUCCGCUGCUGUCAUCGACUCUACAAAAUCGCCAAAUACCAAUUUCUCGAAUCCAACGUCAUCGUUCUCAAUUUGAGCGACAUUCGAGGUUCGGCGAGUAGAUUGGAAUUUACUUCGGGUACUACUCAAAUGAUUAUGACGGGGAAUCCGGAUCCUCUUUUGCGGAAUCUCGUGCAUGUACAACUCGUGGGGGAGGAGGAGGAGGAAGUCAAGGGUUGACGGGUUUAUGGAGACGUGGCGGUGGUGGGAGAGAAGAUAUAUUAUCUCUUAGCAAAGAAACUGAAAAUCUUCGAUGUUUGAAGGAUUUAUGUCCUGCUCUUCGUACUUGUCAUUUAUUUUUAAAGGUGGAUGAAU
Messenger RNA from Sphaerulina musiva SO2202, 972 nucleotides. RefSeq lists its product as uncharacterized. NCBI's taxonomy places the organism in Eukaryota, Fungi, Ascomycota, Dothideomycetes, Mycosphaerellales, Mycosphaerellaceae. Bases 1 to 837 code for a protein of 278 amino acids. The record is from RefSeq and is a predicted model, not a curated record. The transcript has 4 exons.